CCAAACCUCUACCAUGGUGCAAGGGAUAUAGCUCGAGAAGCAACCAGACAGUCCUGGAACCAAGGAAUGGAUGACUACAAGUAUCAAGACAACUAUGAGCGUUAUGCCCCUAAUGAUGGCUAUUAUCAUGGCAAUGAGUCUAACCUAGAGGAGGAUGCACAGAGUGAUGUUACAGAAGGCCAUGAUGAGGAGGAUGAGAUCUAUGAGGGUGAGUACCAGGGCAUCCCCCACCCAGAUGAUGUCAAGGCCAAGCAGACCAAGAUGGCAGCCCCCAGGGUGGAUGGCCUUCGGAGCCAGGCAGACUUGAUGGCUGAGAAGAUGGAGGAUGAAGAGCAGUUGGCCCACCAGUAUGAGACCAUCAUUGAAGAGUGCGGGCAUGGGCGCUUCCAGUGGAUCCUCUUUUUUGUCUUGGGUUUAGCCCUGAUGGCUGACGGAGUAGAGGUAUUUGUGGUGGCUUUUGCCCUGCCCAGUGCUGAGAAGGAUAUGUGUCUGUCCAGUUCCAAGAAAGGAAUGCUCGUGUUUGCUAAGAAGAUGAUGGGCAAACACGAUGAAGCCUGGAUGAUUCUCAAGCAAGUCCAUGACACCAACAUGAGGGCUAAGGGGACCCCAGAGAAGGUAUUCACGGUGAGUGUGGUUGCUUAUGACAAGAAGAAGAAGAAGAAGAAUUACUAUGGACUGACAGUUUGGUUCCCUGAUAUGAUUUGGUAUUUUCAAGAUGAAGAGUACAAGUCUAAAAUGAAACUAUUUAAUGGUGAGCACGUGUAUGGAGCUACAAUCAACUUCACGAUGGAAAAUCAGAUUCACAAAUAUGGGAAACUUGUGAACGAUAAUUGUUAUUCUUGUUCAACUGAGUGUGGCUCUAUGCUAAUCUCGGCAGUCUGCUGCUGCUUCCUGUUUUUUGGCAACAGUGAGUCUGCGAUGAUUGGCUGGCAGUGCUUAUUCUGUGGUACCAGCAUUGCUGCCUGGAAUGCUCUGGAUGUGAUCACAGUGGAGCUAUAUCCUACCAACCAGAG
Molecule: messenger RNA, 1013 nt
Organism: Orycteropus afer afer
Lineage: Eukaryota; Metazoa; Chordata; Mammalia; Tubulidentata; Orycteropodidae
Source: RefSeq, a predicted model, not a curated record